GUACCACGUGGGAAGGAUUUAGCUGUGUCGAUGAGGUAAACAACAUCUGUGUAGCUCGGCUGUAUUUGCUCAAUUUAAUUUCCUUUUGGACAAGCUUUGAGAAUAAGCCUGAAAGUUUAUUUUGUAUAGCGUGUUUCUAGACCAUGCCCCACAACCCCGAUCAUCCUCCGGCGAAGAAAUUUAAGCCGGGGUCUCCUUUUUUCCGUCUCGACAAGAAGCCUGGGAUGCUGCUACCUAGAAAGGGAAAUGCAUCGGUACCAAUAGACGUGCAAAGGAAAAAUCUUCCUAUUUACCAGGCGAAGUCUCAACUCAUUAACCAACUUAGACAGCUUCAUAAUGCUGUCUUGAUAGGUGAGACUGGUUCUGGGAAGACCACCCAGAUCCCUCAGUACUUGUAUGAAGCUGGCAUCGGGCGACAGGGCAUAGUUGCAGUCACACAGCCCCGCCGAGUGGCAGCUAUCUCCCUGGCAUCGAGGGUGGCAGAGGAGAAGAGAACUCAACUGGGGAAGCUGGUUGGCUACACGGUGCGAUUCGAGGAUGUCACCUCCUCAGAGACAAAGCUAAAGUUCAUGACAGACGGUAUGCUCCUGCGGGAGGCCAUAGGAGACCCAUUACUGCUGCGCUACACUGUGGUGGUGCUGGAUGAGGCUCACGAGCGCACGGUGCACACUGACGUGUUGUUUGGAGUGGUGAAGGCUGCCCAGCGCAAACGUAGAGAACAGAACAAGAUCCCCCUCAAGGUGAUCGUGAUGUCAGCCACCAUGGAUGUGGACCUCUUCUCUCAGUACUUCAACAAGUCUCCUGUGCUGUACCUGGAGGGCAGGCAGCACCCCAUCCAGGUCUACUACACCAAGCAGCCCCAGUCUGACUAUCUGCAGGCUGCACUGGUCUCAGUCUUCCAGAUCCAUCAGGAAGCCCCUGCGUCACAUGACAUCCUGGUGUUCAUGACGGGUCAGGAGGAGAUAGAGGCGCUGGCCCGUACCUGCCGUGACAUCGCCAAGCACCUCCCUGACGGCUGUGGUCCCAUGACCGUCAUCCCCCUGUACGCCUCCCUGCCCCCUGCUCAGCAGCUCAGGGUCUUCCAGCCCGCACCUAAGGGUUGUAGGAAGGUAAUUCUCUCAACCAACAUUGCUGAGACGUCGAUCACCAUCUCGGGGAUCAAAUACGUAAUUGAUACAGGCAUGGUGAAAGCGAAACGCUUCAACCCAGAGAGUGGUCUGGAGGUGUUAGCAGUACAGCGCGUAUCUAAAGCCCAGGCGUGGCAGAGGGCGGGCAGGGCUGGCAGAGAGGACUCAGGCUCUGUCUACCGUCUCUACACCGAGGACGAGUUUGACAACCUCAUCCCCAUGACCGUGCCUGAGAUACAGAGGUGUAACCUGGCCAGUGUCAUGCUGCAGCUUCUGGCUCUGGGGAUUCCUGACGUGAUGAACUUUGACUUCAUGUCUAAGCCUUCUCCUGAGGCGAUGCGUACGGCGGUGGAGCAGCUGCAUCUGCUAGGGGCUGUGGAGAGGAAAGAUGAGCAGGUCACCCUCACUCCUCUGGGCAAGAAGAUGGCCAGCUUCCCCCUGGAGCCACGCUAUGCCAAGACCAUCCUGCUGUCGCCAGACUUCCAGUGUUCUGAGGAGGUGCUGACCAUCGUGUCUCUGCUGUCGGUGGACACGGUGCUCUACAACCCCCCCGCACGCCGAGAGGAGUGUCUUGCCGCACGCAAGAAGUUCACCACCAGCGAGGGAGAUCACUUGACCCUGCUCAACAUCUACAGAGCCUUCAAGAAAGUGAACGCCAACAAGGAGUGGUGUCGGGAGAACUUUGUCAACAGCAGGAACAUGAGCAUGGUUGGAGAGGUCCGUGCACAGCUACGAGAUAUCUGCCUCAAGCUGAGCAUGAAGCUGGAGUCGUGUGGGUCGGACACGGGGAGCGUGCGUCGCUGUCUGGCCCACGGUCUGUUUGUAAACGCUGCAGAGUUGCAGCCAGAUGGCAGCUACAUGGCCCUGGACACCCACCAGCCUGUAGCCAUCCACCCCUCCUCUGUCCUCUUCCAGGCCAAGCCCGCCUACGUGGUCUUCAAUGAGCUCCUGCACACCUCCAAGUGCUACAUGAGAGACCUGUGUCUGGUGGAUGCUGAUUGGCUGGUUGAGGCCGCACCUGAGUACUUCCGCCGGAAGCUCCGCCCCACCAAGAGCUAGCCUCUGAUUGGACAGAACUCUGGAGUGACAAGAGACUACGGUAGAGCCAAACCUAGCUUACCAGUGACACACCUGUUCCCCCCUCACCCCCAACCCAGUGACAAUACAACUGGAUGGAAGCAUGGUGCGAAGAAGAUUGACAUUCUACCCUUUCCUGUUUGCUGAAUCGCUAGUUUUUGUUUACACAAAGAUUCACAGCAUAGAAAGACUCUUCAGCACUCCUUGUGUUCCAGUCCAAGGCAGAACAUUUAGCAUUUGGACAGGUCUGAAAGAGAGAGGGGUCUGGGUUAGGGUUCUUCUGAGUGAUUUCUUCUACCUCUUCAUGGACAAGCAGCAUGUUUUAUUAGAGUAGACGUCUGCUGAACGACAAAAGAGCUAGAUUCCUCUGGCAUAUAGGUGGAUUGGUUGUUUAGCAACAAAAUGGGGCAAAACAGACGGGGUUGCCUUAGAUUGUUGACAUGUAAACUAUAGUUAGUCUCCAAUGUUUAUUGAAAACAUAAAUACAUUUGCACAAUGA
Messenger RNA from Coregonus clupeaformis (lake whitefish), 2703 nucleotides. RefSeq names its product DEAH (Asp-Glu-Ala-His) box polypeptide 33 (gene dhx33). Gene Ontology annotation, biological process: positive regulation of transcription by RNA polymerase I. The transcript has 12 exons. NCBI's taxonomy places the organism in Eukaryota, Metazoa, Chordata, Actinopteri, Salmoniformes, Salmonidae. The record is from RefSeq and is a predicted model, not a curated record. Gene Ontology annotation, molecular function: ATP binding; RNA binding. The coding region runs from base 144 to 2186 and encodes 680 amino acids. Gene Ontology annotation, cellular component: intracellular anatomical structure; nucleolus.